AUGGCUUGUAUAUGGUAUGGCGUGCAGUCGUGGAUUGGAGGCCAAUGUGUUACGUUGAUGAUUAGAUCUAUAUGGUCUAGCUAUAACGACUUGCCAAACAGCAUGCCAACAAGCUCAGGGACAACGACUAGAGAUUUUUUAAGCUUCUUUCUCUUUUCACUCUGCAGUCUUCCCGCCAUCUGGUUCCCUGUGCAUAAGAUCCGCCAUCUUUUCACCGUCAAAUCCUAUUACGCGCCAACAGCUGGUAUCGUUUUCCUUGCUUGGUCCGUUCACCGUGCAGGCGGACUCGGACCUAUUGUUGACCAACGACACACCCUACAAGGUAGCAAAUUGGCAUGGGCCGUGAUUAAGGGAGUCAUGUCCUCAAUCGCCAACUUUGCUACCCUUAUCGUCAACUCGCUCGACUUUUCGAGGGUUGCCAGAAAGCCGAAGGACGCCUUGUAUUCACAGCUUUUCACCAUACCAAUCAGCUUUGCCAUCACUUCGUUCAUCGGGAUUAUCGUUUCCUCCUCUUCUGGCGUUCUUUACGAAAAACCUGUCUGGAACCCACUUGACCUUUUGGGUAGAUUUCUCGACGGUGCGAGCAAAGGAGAAAGAUUUGGUGUCUUUAUCAUCUCCACCGCCUUUGCCCUGGCACAACUGGGGACAAAUAUUUCAGCCAACUCGAUAUCCGCCGGAACCGACAUGGCCGCUCUCUUUCCCCGAUUUCUCAGCAUCCGUCGGGGCGGGUAUAUAUGUGCAGCUGUUGGCUUCGCUAUGUGCCCCUGGCACCUACUUUCCACCUCAAACAGCUUCACCACUUACCUCUCUGCGUACUCUGUCUUCCUUUCCUCCAUUGCGGGCCCGAUGAUCUGCGACUACUACGUUGUUCGCAAGGGCUACAUCAAAGUCAACGAGCUCUACAGCUCUCGAAAGCACAGCCCCUAUUACUAUACCUUCGGCUUCUCCUGGCACGCCUACGCGUCCUACGUCUCAGGGAUUCUCAUCAACAUUGUCGGUUUCAUCGGCGCUAUUGAUAUCGCGGUACCCGUUGGAGCUACCUAUCUCUAUAAUUUGAAUUUUUUCUGCGGUUUUGUCGUUUCCUUCACGAUGUAUUAUACCCUCACUAGGAUUUGGCCAAUCCCAGCGACAAGCAAGACGUGGAAUGAGAUUGAUGCCGAUGUCACUAAUCUAUCUGUGGCGUAUAACCAAGGAAGCAUCCCUGCUAGUAGUAUUGAUGAGGAGUCGCAGUCAAGAACACCAUCGUCGGCUGCGUAUGAUGAGCCAGAUUCUGCUGCGAAAGGUGGUAAAGGGCAUGUUGAUGUAGGGGCUAGAGCGAUAUUUGUAUUUUCUCCCUUCUAUUACUUUUCUCGCGAAUUUUCUUCUAACGUUACCGUCUGA
Molecule: messenger RNA, 1380 nt
Organism: Histoplasma capsulatum G186AR
Lineage: Eukaryota; Fungi; Ascomycota; Eurotiomycetes; Onygenales; Ajellomycetaceae
Product: uracil permease
Exons: 4
Coding region: 1-1380 (459 amino acids)
Biological process (GO): transmembrane transport; nucleobase transport
Cellular component (GO): plasma membrane
Molecular function (GO): nucleobase transmembrane transporter activity
Source: RefSeq, a predicted model, not a curated record